CCUCACCACAAUAUAUUGAGCGCGCCUCCCCAGCAGAAGCAGAUACUUCGAGAACUUUGACUAGUCUACCAAUUCUCGUAUCUUUGGAAACCGAACGUCGGCUACUCAACUGACUCCUACAUCAACUCACUCCUACAUCAUCUAACUCCUACAUUUAACUCCUAUAUUACCUUACUCCUACAUUACCUGAAUCUUAUAUCACUUAACUCCUUCAUUACCUUGCUCUUACAUCACCCCGCCUUUUUAAAAUGGCUACAACUCCCCCCGAAGGCCACCCGCCCGUGGACUGGACCAAAUGGGAGCCAGCCGGCGACGGCGACGUCCGCUCCCCAUGCCCCAUGAUCAACGCCCUCGCAAACCACCACGUGCUGCCGCACGACGGCAAGCAGAUCACGAAAGAAAUGGCCAUCGCGGCGCUCGUGAAUGCCAUCAAGCUCGACUCCAAAAUCGCCGCCGUCUUCGCGGGCUACGCGGUCACCGCGAACCCGGAUGCUAGCGCGGGCUCGUUCGACCUCGACAUGGUCGACAAGCACGGCAUGAUCGAGCACGAUGUCUCGCUUUCCCGCAGCGACUACGCGCUCGGCGACAACCACACCUUCGACAAGGGCGUGUGGGAGGGCGUCAUGAGCACGUAUGAGGGGAAGGAGCAGACGGAUUUCGCAACGGUGAGCAAGGCGCGGUAUAGGCGGGUGCUGGCGAGCAAGAAGGCGCAUGAAGAGGCGCAGAAGGCGUUUGAGUACGGCAUCAAGGAGUUUGUGCUGAGCUAUGGGGAGUCGGCGCUAUUUCUGGGGAUUUUGGGGGAUCCGAAGGAUGGGAAGAUUCCGGUGGAGUAUUUGAGGGUGCUGUUUGAGCAGGAGAGGCUCCCGUUCAACGAGGGCUGGAGGCCUAAUGAGAAAGUCGUGACGCAGACGGAUAUGAACCACUUGAUCUUCAAGCUCAUCAUGGCGAACGAGCACAAGGCCGCUGAGGCGGCGGAGGUUGGUGUGGGGUCGGUUCAUGCUGUUGCCGCUGCAGUCACGGGUGUCAUGUCGACAUACUGCACGGUAAUGUAGGGAUAUACUAUUACUGGUUGUUCUCCUGGGCGCCUUUAGAGGCCAUAUCUUUACAGAAGAUUAGAAUAGAUGCCAGACAGAGUCACGAACAAGUUUCUAGGAGACUGCACUAUUUCGGUGCGUCUGAGACAUCCUCGAAUGCUUGGAAUAUCUAAUCACAACCCCGCAAAGAACUUUCUAUCGAAAAGCUUCUUUCCAGCGCGAGGGCGAGGAUGGCGAUUGUCCCCUCCUUCCAACCAGACCAUCAGACUGGAUCGUAUGAGGCAGUCCGAAGGUAGAAUUUCCAAAAAAUACCGUCGUAUUCCCG
Mytilinidion resinicola is the source of this 1359-nucleotide messenger RNA. Its product is annotated as Cloroperoxidase. The record is from RefSeq and is a predicted model, not a curated record. The transcript has 3 exons. The coding region runs from base 249 to 1052 and encodes 267 amino acids. NCBI's taxonomy places the organism in Eukaryota, Fungi, Ascomycota, Dothideomycetes, Mytilinidiales, Mytilinidiaceae. Gene Ontology annotation, molecular function: peroxidase activity.